Candidula unifasciata is the source of this 334-nucleotide messenger RNA. NCBI's taxonomy places the organism in Eukaryota, Metazoa, Mollusca, Gastropoda, Stylommatophora, Geomitridae. The record is from the annotation of a GenBank genome assembly.
AUGUCUGCCAAGGGAGUGAAAGUUGAUUCACCACACAACACCACAUACAACAUCACUUUCCCCGGCAACAGCAGCAACAGCAUCCCUAACCUGGAACCACCUCUGUACGUCUACAUUUACGUCACCACAAUCAAUGUACUCGUGUUCUUCGUUGGAAUUAUCGGCAAUGCUUUGGUUAUUCAGGUUGUUGCCACAGUCCGGUCGAUGAGGAAGCGGAUGAACUACUUUCUGGUGAGCCUGAGUGUUGCAGAUCUGAUGGUUCUGUUGGUGGGGCUUCCGACAGCUCUGCAUGAGUUUUACGGCAAGGAGAAGUGGUAUCUAGGGGAGGCCAUGU